CCUCCUUCGAACUCGGAAGAGUGGCAGCUGUUGGCAAAAAAGCCUCAUGGGCGACAUCGGCUCUCACGGGCAAGCAACGGCCGUCAAGCAGGAGGGCGAGCGGCUGCCGGUCAUCGAGUUCCUCUCGCCCAUCGAGCUGGGAAGGCACUUGGCCCUCCGAUUCCUCGCCUUCGCCAAGAGCAAGCCGCGCGGUGUGAUAGCGCUGCCCACCGGCAAAACGCCCGAAAUGUUUAUCAAGUUCCUCACGCUGUACCGGGACGAGUGGGGCAGCAAGGCGGUCGAGGAAGAUUUCCGGCAGGGCGGGCUCGCCUCGCUGAUGGGCGGGCCCUUCCCGGACACAUCCGAACUGACAUUCGUACAGCUGGUAAGCCAUUGCAAUUAACGCGUCGUCACCACACGUACAUCUCGCCUCCAGUCAGUCAGUCGAUUGAUUGUGUCUGUCGUGCUGUGGUGUCUGUGUGUGUACUGAUCAGGACGAGUUUUUCCCCAUUCUGCCCAGCCACAAGAACGCCUUCACCCACUACGUCCGCGAGCGGUACAUGCCCCUCCUCGGCAUUCCUGAGUCACGCUUCAUCCACAUGGACCUCAUCGCAGCUGGCGUCAUCACGGCCAACGACAUUCACGACCUGUUUCCCGACGGCAAAGCCGACAUCUCCCUCCUCUCGCGCGACCCCGUCAGCGAGGUGGAGAAGGAGCGUGCUGCAGCGCUGAAGCGUGUAGCUGAGUUCUGCCAAAAGUUUGACGAGCGGGUGCGGUCGCUGGGCGGUAUCGAUUUCUUUCUCGGAGGCAUCGGGCCGGACGGUGAGUAGUCGACAAAGACAGACGCUAGUUCUCCACCACACAAAGGACAUUCAUGUGUGUCUGUCGUGUGUGUGCUGAUGGAUCAGGUCACAUCGCCUUCAACAUGCCUGGCAGCGGUCACGACAGCACCACCCGUCUGGUGAGGCUCAACUACCCCACAGCGGCCCAGGCGGCAGUGGACCUGGGAGGCAUCGAGUACGCCCGGGACAAGCUGGCCAUGACGCUGGGGCUGGGCACCAUCUGCAGCAAGAGGGACAGCAUCAUCAUCAUCGCCGCCGUGGGAGAGGGCAAGGCAAAGGUCAGUCAAGUUAGAGUCAAACUGACUCUAACUGAUGGACGUUUGUGUGUAGGUGGUUCGCGACGCCCUGUUGAGUCAUGUGAGUGAGGACGUGCCAGCGACAGCCUUCCACUCCCACACAGGUAUGACUGACACAGCCACUCACCGCCACUCAGCCAGCCGUGUGCAAUCCAUCCGUGUGCACACUGGAUGCCUGUUGGUUCAGGGUGUGUGUUGUAUGUGUCUCGCGGAGCUGUCAAGGAGCUGCCGAACAGAAGAGCCAUUCACCUGCAAAGGUCAAACCAGUCAUCCGCUUGUCCAACAUCGUGGAUACAUUUGUGUGUGUGUGUGUGUGUGUGUGGCGUUGCAGGCAGCUGGACGACUGCGCGUCAUGUGGUGAGUCGGUCGAUUCAGUGCGCGACAGGGUCAUCGACGAGGGCUUCAUCAAUACGGCCCUCCAACAGCGCUGCUCCAUCGAAUCGCUGCGGCAAGAGCACCUCCAGUCCACACCCACAGGUGUGCAACGAUCACACACGAGUAACAAAGGAAUCGGCACACAGGCAUUCUGUCGAUUGACGUACGUGUCAGGUCGGCUGGCUCUCCGCACAGUGGAUGCCUGCGGUCCCCUCUCGGCCCCCUCGUCGGCCUGGCCGCCGAGCGAGGAGUCGUCGCGUCGGCUGAUGUCCAAGCUCGACAGGGGGCUGGCCACGCUCAAAGGCAUCCCCGCAUUCAGGAGCAGCUACCGAGGCAAGAGAGGCGACGAGAUGGUUGGUGGUGUAGGGGCUGAGGAGGUUGUGUUUCUGCACACCGCGCCGCACCAUGACGACAUCAUGCUGUCGUACCAUCCGCUGAUGAAGGUCUUCCUGUCACUCCCCAACUACCAUCACCAUUUCGCGUACCUCACCAGCGGAUUCCACUCAGGUAAUCCACUCCCAACAGCACCCACAUCCACGUAGGCAGACGAAUCGUGUGCUCAUGUCUAUUCUCUCUCUUUGUGUUCAGUGAGUGACUCCUACAUGCUGUCGACUCUCGCCCGUGCCUUCAACUGUGAUGGCGGCGUCGACCGGUUCAUCGCGAAUGCGUCGGCUCUCAUCUUCAGAGCGCCCUAUGACGAGGUACUGCAGCGAUUCACGGCCGCUCAGCAGCGAAAGGACAAUGACACAAUGGGCCACAUCGAAACGGUCAGGGAAUGUCGGGGGGACAGACAGACAGGCAGAUGCGAGCGGAUAUGUAAUGCGUUGGUGUGCAGGUGUUAAUGCUGCGUCAAGUUGUGGCCAUAUGGGAUGCCACGGAUGCGGCAGCACUCGCUCAGGUGGCGCGUCGUCUGCAUGAGAAGGUGUUGCCGUCGCACAUGCCUGGCGACGCUUUGAGCCGUGAGCUGCAGCUCCUCAAGGGCGGCAUGAGAGAAACCGAAGUCGACAGGUGCGUCCCACACGCACCAUUACAUAGACAUACAUCUGGUUUGACGCGUGCAUCUUGGUGUCUUGUUGUGCCUGUAGGAUGUGGGCAUUGCGUGGCGUGUCAAGUGACCGGACGCGCCAUCUGCGCAGCAAGUUCUACACCGACGACUACUUCACGCCCCUGCCCACGCUCGAUGACGACGCCAUGCCACUCGCAAAACUGAUACAGGUCACACACAACACUGUAUCUCCUCCCUAAUGGCGCCCACUGCCUCUCUCCACUGUUUGUGUGUACAGGAGUGCAAUCCCGAGGUCAUCACCGUUGCACUCGACCCUGAGGGCACCGGGCCUGAUACCCACUACAAAGUUCUGCAGGCAAGCGUGGCGACCAUAUACACACGUCCAGUGCACAUCCACGUCCGCUGCGACCGGCUGCAGGUGGUGGCAGAGGCGGUGCGGUACGUGUCGGCUGAGCGUGCGUCUCGGGGCGUGUCGUGGAGUCCGUCGAUAUGGGGGUACCGCAAUGUGUGGCACCGGUUCGACAUGUGGGACGCCAACCUCAUCUUCCCAACCGACCAACAGCUGCUGCACGAGAUGAACGACGCAUUCCUCUCAUGCUUCUCCACACAAAAGGUCAGACACGGCCCACCGGCACACACCACUGUGUGCUGAAUCGUGUGUGUGCGUGUGAGUGUGCAGGCAGCGUCUUUUCCGUCGCCCUACUAUGACGGGCCUUUCAGCAAAUGGGGCGAGGUAAACCGAACGCUCACGUGACGGCACACAAUGCGCUGAGACGCAUGCUUGCUGGUGUCUGUCUGUGUCAGGCCAUCCAGCGUGAGCAGUUGGCCGAUCUGAAGACUCUCCUGGGCCCAUCAUACGCCACCAACCACCCAGUACCGGCACACACACGGACACUGUCAUGUGUGCUGUGGAUGGAUGCGUCGUCCCCCUGCGUCUCCAUGUGUGCAGGAUGCCCUGGUCAGUGGGGCUAGUGGCUGCAUCCUGCUCAAGGAGAUGACGGCACAGGAGUUCCUUCGAGAGGCCCGAGAACUCAAAGACCGCCUCCUCACCUAUCACAACAACCGCAGCUAGAUGGUCUUCGGUGGUGUUGACUUUCUGGUGCCGCUGGGCGGGCUGGUGGCAGACUGAAGUGUGUCUGUGACGAUAUCGAUGUCGCCGAUUUUGGUUGUGCAUUGGCGUUUUUUCUGCAUUUAGUACUGUCUGCAUUGUGCGUUCUGGAUUAUACAGCAAUAGGUCGUGGGGGGUGGGAUGGUGCGUUCAAUGGGGCAAGUUCUGUGGGCAGGUUCUGCUCGUUUGUGUGGGUAGGCGGCUGAGCUGCACUUUUUCUAGUGUCGAGGGGGAAGACACAACGCUCUUAAU
Vitrella brassicaformis is the source of this 3858-nucleotide messenger RNA. NCBI's taxonomy places the organism in Eukaryota, Vitrellaceae. The record is from the annotation of a GenBank genome assembly.